Messenger RNA from Branchiostoma floridae (Florida lancelet), 1406 nucleotides. Its product is annotated as ficolin-2-like. The record is from RefSeq and is a predicted model, not a curated record. NCBI's taxonomy places the organism in Eukaryota, Metazoa, Chordata, Leptocardii, Amphioxiformes, Branchiostomatidae. Bases 107 to 1174 code for a protein of 355 amino acids. The transcript is spliced from 8 exons.
GGACAUCUAGUCGAACCUUGUGACGCCGUCAGGGGCUAAAGGGUAUCUCAAUAAACUCAAUAAACUCACUCCGGCGCAAGUUGCCGAGCGGACUCACUCCGACACCAUGAAGCCCUGUCUAGCAGCGCUCGUUCUUCUCUGCUCCAUCCCCGGGCUGGCCUAUGGAAAAUGCGCGCUCGACGCGGCGCUGGCCAAGAACUUACCCGCGACUCUUGAGGGGUCGGCAUGCCCGCCCGCUACCGACCCCAAGUUGGUGGCUCUGAAGGAAAAGGUGAAGAAGGAGAAGACCCAACAGGACGUGACGAUCAACAUGCUGCAGGCCAUGGCUGCCGUGGAAGCGAAGGCGACGGACAUGUUAGAGGCGAAGCUGAAGAAACUUGAGGUGAAGUUGAGCGUUCUUGAGGGAGAGAUCAAGAGGAAGAAGGCAGAGUUGAAGGUGGAAGACAAGACGCCGAAAAAGCAGGGGGACGCGUCCAAGGGCGACUUCCCAGACUGUGGUGGCAUCAAGAUCAUGGACCCCUCGAUGAAGAGCGGUCAGUACCAGAUUAAGAUCAAGGGGAACACACAGAAGACUCCGGUCAAGUGCGACAUGGAGACGAUGGGCGGAGGCUGGACCAUUAUUCUGGGCAGAGACGCGUCCCAGACGAAGGUGGUGGACUUUAACCAGGAUCUCGCCGCGUACAAGAAAGGGUUCGACAACCCGCCCGAGACAAACUUCAUCCUGGGUCUGGACCACAUGACCAAGCUGACGUCACAGGGGAAGUACCAGCUUCUCGUGGAAAUGGAAGACUUUGAUGGUGUGAAGGCCUCAGCAAUGUACAAGGAGUUCAAGGUUGGAGAUGAAGCCAGCAAGUUCAAGCUCACGAUUGGGGAGUAUGACGAAGCCACCAGCACAGCCGGGGACGCGCUCUUCUUCCACAACGGGAAACCCUUCAGCACCAAGGGCAAGGACAACGACGGGAACACCAAAGUAGACUGGGCUGUUGUAGCGACUGGAGGUUGGUGGUAUCAUGAGAACGGCUACGCAGCUCACCCCACUGGACAACAACUCGACAAGACUAAAAAGGCGGACAUGGAGGUGCAGACCAUCAACUGGCUGCCGUGGCGAGGCUACGAGAAACUCAAGACCAUUUCCUUCAAGGUCAGGAAGAGUGACUUCAAACUCGUCUACUGAGGUCUUCAAGGUCAUGCCUAGAUGUUUUCUCCCUGAGAAGAAGACGUUUUCUUUUUGAUUUGUUUUCUUUUUAAUUUCCGUGAGUUUACUUCCCCGCAAGCAAAACGAUAAGCACCCACAUACACAAGGUAACAACAGGAUAAAGUUUGGAAACGGCUAUCAGUUAGGACAGCAUUUGCUUUCUUUUGUCAGUGACUGUUCUUAUCCAGUUGCUUGAGUAACUGUCCCCUUG